Trichobilharzia regenti is the source of this 4804-nucleotide messenger RNA. NCBI's taxonomy places the organism in Eukaryota, Metazoa, Platyhelminthes, Trematoda, Strigeidida, Schistosomatidae. The record is from the annotation of a GenBank genome assembly.
AUUAAAUUCAACUGACAUAUUUUUCGAAUCAUGCUAUUUUUCAAUUCAAAUUUGAACAUCUUUUUUUUAAUGUUCAAAUAAAUAAUGCACAUUAUGAUGCACCUUACAUUUCUUGAUUGCUUUUAAAUUUAAUAUUGAUUUAAAAAUUGAAACUACUUAAUUAAAAUUUGAAUGUGGUCCGUUUUAUCAACAACAACAUAUAGUGUGGCGCGAUGAUUAACAAUUAAUUACAAGACAAAAAACAAUAACAACAUUGAUACGAUUGGUUCUUUACGCUGAUUGGUCAAUUUUCUUCAACCAAUCAGAAUAAAGCAUUUUUAUACUCAAAAAUUUUGGUAUGUAUGAUUCACGGAAGAAGUAUUGAAAAGACGCCAUUUCUCAUGUUUCUAUCACACCAACUGCAACUGCAACUGCAACAACACUGACAGCGAUUCAUUGCUAACAUUUUUUCAACAGACAAUUGUCAAUGCAAUAAUAUUUAUAUUGAAGGACUUAUAUAAUUAAAAUUAAACACAAUUUUGAAUUUUGUAAUUCACAUAUCGCCUUGUAUUCAAAUAUUUAUUGAAACGUUACAUUUCAUAAUUAUCAGUGAACUGCAUAUAAGCCUCAUCUGCUGACCUCUACGAGUAUAUAAGAUUUUAUCUGAGAGAAAAAAAGGAGAACGAAGAGAAGGGUAGAGGGGCUGGAAAACACAAGCAACCGCAAACUAUUUGAGCGUUUAUUCAUUACCAUGACAACUGGAAUUUAAACAAUCGUAUCCAUAAACAUUUUCUUCUACAACCUCAUCCCUAUCCUGAUCAUCAAUUCAUCCCUGUGAUUCGACUCAGUCGUGAUGAUAAUUUUAGUCUAUUAUUAUUAUUAUUAAAAACAAAAAAAAAUGAAAAAUUAUUCAAAAUUUGAUAAUUUAUCUCCAGAACCUAGUUGUAAUUCAAGUCCGAAAUGGUCAUCCCCAGAACAUCAUUCUUCAUCUAAUCAAUAUCAUCAUAAUAAAUCAAUAAAUUCAAAUAGACAUACACCCACUCAUAAAUAUAUAAUGAAUAAUCAAUAUUAUAGUAAUAAUAAUACUAACAAUACUAAUAUAGAUGAAACUACUACCAGUACUAUAAAUGAUUCAAAAAUUCAAAUUUUUAAAUCGAUCGAUAAUGAUGAGACGACACCGAUUGGUGGUGGAAAUCAACAAAAUGGUAUUAUUUCCAUAAUGAAUACACCUUCUAAUAAUAAUAAUAAUAGUAAUAAUACGCCUAAUUUAAAUGGCUCCAUGGAUAUUGAACAUUUACGUUAUCCGUUACGCGAAGCAAUGAAUCAAGAUUUAAUUGAUUUACUUCGAUCACAAAUUUCAAAAUUAUUAGAAGAAAAUGAAAAACAUUUAUCAAGAAUUGAUGAUUAUCGACAAAAGAUUACAUUAAUUGAAAGAGAGAACCGUGAAGCAGCAGCUGAUCCAUCCAAUGAACUAAUCAUACUACAAACUGAACUUGGUGAAGCACGUAUGCGAGAAGCAGAGUUGACAGUAGCCUUUGAAGAGUUACAGCAUCGGAUAACAGCUAUUGAUCGUCUUAUAGAGACUGAUCCUGAGAUGGAGAAUUUUUUCAAUGCUGUCACUAUAUCACCAACAAGUUUGUCAUUAAAGAAACCAUCACAAGGAAAUACUACAAGUCAGAAUAAUUCACCUGCGAAAUAUCCUCAGCCGCCGCCGCCGCCGCCUCCUCCUUCUUCCUCAAAUAAUACUCAUCAUUCUUCACCACAACACAAUCUAUCCGACGUGGAAGAUCAAAGAAUGACACCGUAUUUAGGCGAUGAAAGUCCUCAAAAGAUUGUAUCACCAUCCAGCAAUAAGUCAAUCUAUAGUCGUAGUAACACUAACACUAACACUAAUACUAAUGCCUCUAGUCGAAUGUAUUCACGUCUUCAGAAUGAAUCAUAUCCAACACAUUUUACCAACGAUCCAGACGGUGAAUACACAAGGAAUAUUCAGCGAUCAGGACUAGAUUCUCCACAAAGUGAUAGUGGUUGUAGUCUGGCAAGUCAUACUACAUCAGACGGUAGAGAUGGUAUUACAACACCAGCUUCAGGAAGAGCAAAUCUGGGCAUUGGAAUAGAUAGCUACGAUUAUUCUAGUAAUCCUAGUAGACGUUUAACUCAACCACAGUAUAGCUUUCAUUCAGAUAUAAACCAACAGACAAAAUCACCUUCACAUCGUCGAGAUAAAAGUCGUGUUCCCGGUGCCGGUGCCGGUGCCGGUGGUGGUGGUGGUGGUGGUGGUGGUGUCCCUGAAGAUGAAGAUGAUAUAGACAUGGAUUCAAAAUCAAAUCGUCCAAGAGGAUUUGUUUCAUUAUUACGUAGAAGUCGUAGUAGUGCUGCAGAUCAUGCUACAAUGCAUGGAUUUCGUAGUGAAUUAGUCUCACCAUGUUCAAAUGAUCCAGCUCACUUUCAUAAUCGUGGUUCAAUUGAUACACCGACACCAACAGAAUCAUGCCAUUCUGAAACAGAACCAUAUGAGACUGGAAUGAAUGAAAAAAGACUUGGGGAUCGAUUGAGUCGAUUAAGAGCAUCAUUGAGACAAUCAUUUGGUUGGCCUACAUCAAAACCUGAUUUUAGAAUGGAAGCUUUUGCAGCAAGACAAGGUGAAGCUAGAGCUUUAUUGAAAUUAAGAGAAACUAGAUUGGAUGUAUUAAGAGUACAAUCCAGAUGUCAAACACUUCAACGUCAUAUUGAUCGUCUGGAAGCCAUCAAUUCAUUUCGUAUGUCUGAGCUAGAAGAUGCUGUCGCCAAUGAUAGAGAAUUAAGACAAGAGAUUAGAAAUUUACAAACUCGUAUCUUUCAACUGGAAGCUGAACAUCGAGAGUUUAAAGUUGGUCAACGUAUUAAAGAAAUGGAAUUGAUGAGUAAACUUGCUGAAUCAAAUAUGCGAUUAUCACAUGCUGAAAUGACUAAUCAACAAGCGAUUGUUUGGUCACAAUUGAAUAAAGCUCAUGAAGCAGCUGUCGAUCUAUUGACGCCAGCACAUUCACAAACAUCAUUAAUAUCACCCGGUAUGCUGACAAUGGAUUCACCGUCGAUUUCACGUUAUUCCACUGCAAACACUGGCAGUAGUAGUAAUAAUAAUAAUAAUACGAAUAAUAAUAAAGAUGAUGUAAUAGACAUUGGAAGAGGUAAAAAUAACUACCAGUCUGUCUCACGUUACGGUGAUCUAAGAAGAGAUGUAAGCGGAAGGAAAUCGGAUCUAAGUAAACCAACUGUAUUUACAGAGUUUUCAGAUGGACAGUAUGCCAAUUCAGUCUAUGAGAGUACAAAUGAAAGACGACUUUUAAGAUCAGAUUCAAUGUCUAGUCAAAGAGGUCAGCACCAACAGCAACAGCAACAGCAACAUCAACAUCGUCCACCUUCUCAUAGCCAUCACCAUCAACAUCAUCACAGUCCAGCAGCUGGUAAUCGUGAUAGAUCAAUCGAUUCAAUAUCUGAAUUACGUCUAAUGCCAGAGAUUAGUAUCACCGCGAAAUCAUCUGAUAUCAAUCGAUAAUUGAUAAAUAUAUAUAUAUGAAAAUAUUAAUUAGGCUUUAUGCAAUAUAUAUAAAACUAUAAUAAUAAUAAUAAUCAUUUCGAACAGUUUCAAACCACUCACCCACUCCUCCAACUUACCGUCUAUCUCUUCCUCACCCUCGUAACAUAUCAGCUUCAAAUUUCAACAUAUCCCAAAAUAGACAGUUAUUAGUCGUUAGGUGUAUUACACCGUAUCAUAUCACAUCAUAUCGUAUCAUAUCAUAUCUGUGUAUAUCUUCUCCAUCCGAUUUCCGUCCCACCCCCCCCCCCCCCAGUUACACAUGACCUUCGUCUCUUUAACCAGCACAGUUCAUCAGAUGGGAAAAAGCCAAAAAAUAGAGGAGGAUAAGGGUAAUCAACUGCCUAGUUCAACCAACAUACAGACAAUAUCACAUACUACUUAUGAGUGACUAUUAUUACUGAAAUUCAACAUAUGAAACCAGUGUAUUUCAUUACGUGUCUGUUUUUUUUUCUAUUUUUAUCUUGCUGUUUAUUGAUCCUUUUGUUUUUCAAAAACAGCUGACUUAUCUGUCUGUCUGCCUGUCUAUCUAUCUAUCCAUCCAUCUAUCUAUUACUCCGUCUGUCUGUCUGUCUAUCCAUCUAUCAACCAGUUAAUGUAUAACGACAGACAGUUAGUUGGGGAGCGGGGGCGUGAGACAAGGAAAGGGGUGCGAAAUUCUUUAAAAUUAAGACAUGCAGAAUAAACAGGUAAACAACACAUGUUUGUUUGUUCGCGUUGUUUACUUUUCACAACAAAAACAAACAGACAAACAAAUUAUUGACAUUUUUCAAUAUUUAUUUAUUUAUUUCACUUGUUUAUUUAUUUGUUUAUUUAUUAUUUUAUCUCAAUGGUUUUCAUAAUUUAAGCGCUUCUCUCGCCACUGUCUAUAUUAUUAUCCUAGUUACUAUUAUUAUUAUUGUUACUAGUAUGAGUUCCUUGUUUCUUCUGGCUGUACCAUGUUGGGUUUCCCACACACACAAACACACACACCUGCAGCCCACCCCUCUCCGGCCUUUGUGAUAUCUAUGACUAAUUCUAAUUCAUUGAUAAGAUGUCUUUACUUUUACCUUUUAUCACUAUGGUGACAUUGGUUUACAUGGCUGUGCAAUUAUUAAUUAUUAUAAUUAUUAUUGUUACUAAUACUACUAUUAUAAUUGUUAUUAUUAUUGCUUUUCAUUACCAUUACUAUUUAUUUUAGAGCACAUAAAAAGUUCAUUAUAAUAGAGGUUUUUGUAUUUCCAAAUGAAUGAAAAACAAAACGAUAUU